Molecule: messenger RNA, 186 nt
Organism: Dracunculus medinensis (Guinea worm)
Lineage: Eukaryota; Metazoa; Nematoda; Chromadorea; Rhabditida; Dracunculidae
Source: the annotation of a GenBank genome assembly
AUGGCAAUUUUGUUGAAACUUAUCAGAGUUGGAGCAAAAGUUGGAGUAGUGGUUUUUGCUGUUAAAGUGUCACUUGAUAACGAUAUAUGGUCAUUGAGUACAGAAAAAGGAGCGAACUUAUGUGAGCAACUAAAAGAGCGAAUUAUUCCUGGCACAAUUGUAUAUCCACAAAAAUUUGAUUUGUAG